AUGAAGCUACCAGGCCAGGAGGAGUUUGAGGUCUCCAGUGCUUGUGAAAAUGUGCCCACAGGAGAGCUGGACAGUGGCCCUGGCUCUGGCCCCAGCCCUGAUGGACCCUCAGACACAGACAGAGGGGAACUGGGGGUACCCAAGGACCCUCUGCUCUUCAUUCAGCUGAAUGAGCUUCUGGGCUGGCCCCAGGCACUGGAGUGGAGAGAGACGGGCAGGUGGGUGCUGUUUGAGGAGAAGCUGGAGGUGGGUGCAGGCCGGUGGAGUGUUCCUCACGUGCCCACCCUGGCACUGCCCAGCCUUCAGAAGCUCCGCAGCCUGCUGGCCGAGGGCCUUGUGCUGCUGGACUGUCCAGCUCAGAGCUUCCUGGAGCUCGUGGAACAGGUGACCAGAGUGGAGUCGCUGAGCCCAGAGCUGAGAGGGCAGCUGCAGGCCUUGCUGCUGCAGAGACCCCAGCACCUCAUCCAGCCCAUAGGCACCAGGCCCUGCCAGGGGUCUGCCCAUCCAAGAGAGGCUUCUCACAAUGAGGAAGCCCCACUGAAGGCACAGCAUCAGAACCCCCUGAGACGGAAGCUGCCUCCAGGGGCUGAGGCAGGAGUUGUGCUGGCAGGAGAGUUGGGCUUCCUGGCGCAGCCCCUGGGGGCCUUUGUGCGCCUGCGGGAUCCAGUGGUGCUGGGACCCCUCACUGAGGUUCCCCUUCCCAGCAGAUUUUUCUGCCUCCUCCUUGGUCCUUCCACACUGGGAAAGGGCUACCAUGAGAUGGGCCGGGCAAUGGCCGUCCUCCUCAGUGAUCCGCAAUUCCAGUGGUCAGUUCGUCGGGCCAGCAACCUUCGACACCUUCUGGCCGCCUUGGAUGCCUUCCUAGAGGAGGUGACAGUGCUGCCUCCAGGUCGGUGGGACCCGACAGCCCGGAUUGCCCCACCUAAAUGUCUGCCCUCCCAGCACAAAAGGCUCCUCUCACAACUGAGGGAGGUCCAGGGCCCCUCUGCCCGGCAUGGGGCCCUGGCUGAGGACAGGUAUGGCCACUGGCCGCAGGCACCCAGCCCAGAGUUACAGCGGACAGGAAGGCUGUUUGGGGGCCUUGUCCAGGAUGUGCGCCGGAAGGCCUCAUGGUACCCCAGCGACUUCUUGGAUGCGCUACAUCCCCAGUGCUUCUCAGCCGUGCUCUACAUUUACUUGGCCACCGUCACUAAUGCCAUCACUUUUGGGGGUCUGCUGGGGGAAGCGACCAAUGGCGCUCAGGGGGUGCUGGAAAGUUUCCUGGGCACUGCAGUGGCUGGAGCUGCCUUCUGCCUGAUGGCUGGCCAACCCCUCACCAUCCUCAGCAGUACGGGGCCAGUGCUGGUCUUCGAGCGCCUGCUCUUCUCCUUCAGUAGAGAUUACAGCCUGGACUACCUACCCUUCCGCCUGUGGGUGGGCAUCUGGGUGGCCACAUUUUGCCUGGCACUGGUGGCCACAGAGGCCAGCGUGCUGGUACGCUACUUUACCCGCUUCACCGAAGAAGGCUUCUGUGCCCUCAUCAGCCUCAUCUUCAUCUACGAUGCUGUGGGCAAAAUGCUGAGCUUGACAAGUGCCUAUCCUAUCCAGAGCCCUGGCUAUCCUGCUUAUGGCUGCUUUUGCCAGUACCCAGACCUGGGAGGAAAUGAGUCUGAGUGGACAAGGACAGAACCAAAAGACAGAAAUGACAUCUCAAGUAUGGACCUUGGCCUGGUCAAUGCCUCCUUGCUGCCCCCACCUGAGUGUGCCCGGCGGGGAGGCCAGCCUCGCGGCCCCAGCUGCCAUGCAGUCCCAGACAUUGCCUUCUUCUCCCUCCUCCUCUUCCUGACCUCCUUCCUCUUAGCCACAGCCCUCAAGCAUGUGAAGGCAAGCCGCUUCUUCCCCUCUGUGGUGCGCAGAGUGCUCGGUGACUUCUCCUCAGUCCUGGCCAUGCUGCUGGGCUGUGGCCUUGAUUCCUUCCUGGGUCUGGCCACGCCAAAGCUCACGGUGCCCAGUGAGUUCAAGCCCACACUCCCUGGGCGUGGCUGGCUGGUGUCACCUUUUGGAGCCAACCCCUGGUGGCUAAGUGUGGCAGCAGCCUUACCUGCCCUGCUUCUAUCUGUCCUCAUCUUCAUGGACCAGCAGAUCACAGCAGUCAUCCUCAACCGUGCUGAAUAUAAACUGCAGAAGGGAGCUGGCUUCCACCUGGACCUCUUCUGUGUGGCUCUGCUGAUGCUGCUCACAUCAGUGCUGGGGCUACCCUGGUACGUCUCAGCCACAGUCAUCUCCCUGGCCCACAUGGACAGUCUUCGGAGAGAAAGCAGAGCCUGUGCUCUGGGGGAGCCGCGCAGCUUCCUGGGGAUCAGGGAGCAGAGGCUGACAGGCCUGGUGGUGUUCAUCCUCACAGGAACUUCCAUCUUCCUGGCACCUGUACUCAAGUUCAUCCCAAUGCCUGUGCUCUAUGGCGUCUUCCUGUACAUGGGGGUGGCAGCGAUUAGCAGCAUUCAGUUCACAAAGAGGGUACAGCUAUUAUUGAUGCCAGCAAAACAUCAGCCAGACCUCCUGCUCUUGCGCCACGUACCUCUGAGCAGGGUCCACCUCUUCACAGCCAUCCAGCUUGCCUGCCUGGGUUUGCUUUGGAUAAUCAAGUCUACCCCUGCAGCCAUCAUCUUCCCCCUCAUGUUGCUGGGCCUGGUGGGGGUCCGAAAGGCACUGGAGAGGGUCUUCUCACCACAGGAACUCCUUUGGCUGGAUGAGCUGAUGCCAGAGAAGGAAAGGAGCAUCCCUGAGAAGGGGCUGGAGCCAGAAUAUUCACUCGGUGGUGACAGUGAAGAUUCAGAGCUGAUGUAUCAGCCAAGGGCUCCAGAAAUCAAUAUCUCUGUGAAUUAGCUGGAGUAGGAGUUUUAGGAAUAGAGACUCCAGGAAACUGAGCACGAGUUCACAGGUGUUACUCGGAAGUCAGGAUAUUGUUAGCCUUUGGCUUAACUGCCACAUGCUCAGUCGACUGGAACCAGUGGGGCAGGACUGGAGGGCAGCUGACCAAGAUUUCCGUCACCUUCCUGAGCAGGGGGUAGAGAGUGGCAGCGAUGGCGCGCCUGCGUGGCUCAGUGUUGUUAAGCGCCUGCCUUUGGCUCAGCUCACGAUCCCAGGGUCCUGGGAUCGAGCCCCACAUUGGGCUCCCUGCUCAGCGGGGAGCCUGCUUCUCCCUCUCCCUCUGCCUGCCGCUCUG
Callorhinus ursinus (northern fur seal) is the source of this 3205-nucleotide messenger RNA. It is a transcript of the gene SLC4A9, whose product is annotated as solute carrier family 4 member 9. Gene Ontology annotation, molecular function: monoatomic anion transmembrane transporter activity; solute:inorganic anion antiporter activity; sodium:bicarbonate symporter activity. NCBI's taxonomy places the organism in Eukaryota, Metazoa, Chordata, Mammalia, Carnivora, Otariidae. The record is from RefSeq and is a predicted model, not a curated record. Gene Ontology annotation, cellular component: plasma membrane; basolateral plasma membrane. Gene Ontology annotation, biological process: bicarbonate transport; monoatomic anion transport; transmembrane transport.